Messenger RNA from Spodoptera exigua (beet armyworm), 1393 nucleotides. The record is from the annotation of a GenBank genome assembly. NCBI's taxonomy places the organism in Eukaryota, Metazoa, Arthropoda, Insecta, Lepidoptera, Noctuidae.
AUGGUCGAACUAAAACAUCAAAUAACGAUCACGGAGCCAAAAUUGUUCGUAACAAUACCAGAAUGCUACGACAUCGUAUCCAAGUCUUUAAAGGCAGCCAACAGUCAAGCAAAAAUCGUCCUUGUUGACAAUGUUAGCAAGCCCGUGCCUGAUGGUGUUGCAAGAUAUUCAGAAGUAGCAGAAUCCGGUGAAGCUGAUUUUGGUCUACUCGAUAAGGUGGAAAGGAAAGGAGAUGAUGUUGCUUGUAUUCCAUUUUCUAGUGGAACAACUGGUCUCCCCAAAGGUGUAGAGAUAACCUAUGACAAUAUUUUAGCUGGAAUAGAAAUUAUGCAUCAAAAAGAAAACUGUUUUCCUCACGUCGCAAAUAGUGAUUUCCAAGAUAUUCUUCCCGCAUUCCUGCCAUUCUUCCACAUUUAUGGACUUGUGAUUGGUCUAAUGGGCCAUCUGUCUAAGGGCUGCAAACUGGUUACAAUGGCUAAAUUCUCAGCGAGUAUGUAUUUGGACAUUUUGAAGACACAGAAAACUACGCUGCUGUAUAUCGUUCCUCCUGUUGCGAUACUCUUGGGCAAGCACCCUGAUGUGAAUGAAGCUCAUUACCGUUCUGUCCGACACAUCAUUUGUGGUGCUGCACCGUUAGCCGCAUCUGAUGUUGAAGCUAUUUUACAAAAGAGUAAACGACCAAUUGAGUUCAACCAGGGCUUCGGAAUGACGGAGACCACGUCGCUGGGUACAUCCACCUUCAAGGGAACGAAGAAUGUGGACUUCAACGCUUGUGGAGUCCCCAUGGCGAGUGUACAGCUGAUGUUUGCUGAUCCUCUUACUGGAAAACCAGUACCUGUUGGCCAAUCUGGAGAAAUGUACAUAAAGAGUCCUACAGUGAUGAAGGCAUAUCACAAAAACCCCAAGGCGACAGAAGAAACGAUGACUAAAGACGGUUUCUUUAAAACUGGAGAUAUGGGUUACUUCAAACCUGGCGUCGGAUUAUUUAUUACUGAUAGGAUAAAGGAACUGAUUAAGGUAAAAGGCAUGCAAGUAGCGCCAGCUGAACUCGAGAGUCUCUUACGAACACAUCCAGCAGUUCAAGAUGCAGCUGUCAUCGGUGUACCUCAUGAAUUCUACGGUGAAGCGCCAAAAGCGUUCAUCAUCAGAAAGAAUGGUCUUAAGAUCACAGAAGAAGAGCUACAGGACUUCGUUGCAAGUAAAGUAGCUGUGUACAAAAAGAUUGAAGAAGUCAUGUUUGUAGAUGAAAUCCCCAAAACUGCGUCGGGUAAGAUUUUAAGGAAAGAAUUGAAGAAAAUGUACGCGUAGUAGUAGAAAACGUUGCUAACUUUGAUGCUUCUGGGGUAUUGUUUGAACCAGAUCUAGAUUCGCUUUGCAGAAAAGAUAUAGAAGG